Molecule: messenger RNA, 1281 nt
Organism: Clonostachys byssicola
Lineage: Eukaryota; Fungi; Ascomycota; Sordariomycetes; Hypocreales; Bionectriaceae
Source: the annotation of a GenBank genome assembly
AUGCUCUCGCGAGCGGCCACCCCGCGGCGUGCGGCUCUCACAAUCCUUGCAGCCCAGCGACUAUCGGUCCGGCAGGUCCCCUCAUCGGCAAGACAACUUUCGCUUCUGCCAUGGCGAAAGAAGAAGGACCCGUCGCUGCCUGUAUACUUCCCGAAGCCGGCCAGCACGGUGCGACGAUCGCCAUGGAAGAAACUUCGAUAUGCCGUCAUCACUGCUGCCGUCUACUACUUCCUCUUCCAAGUCUACAUGAGCGUGGUCCUUGAUCCGCUGUUCGACUGGGCCGAAACGGAAUGGGAAAACCUGUCUGAGAAGGAGAAGAUGGAGAUGGAGCAAGAGGAGGACGAGGAGGACCCGGAGCCGUUGCUGUUCCUACCCUUUCCCUUCACGACCAAAAAGGUCAAACAGCCGCCAUACAGAGGAUCCGACCCGGAGUGGGUAGGAUUCCUGAAGAUUAGCAAGGAUCCAGCGAUGCAAAAAACGAUUAAAGGACAACUGGCGGACAUAGUUCGCCAAGCUCUUGAACGGCACCCGUCCAUCAUCACCACGAUGGGUGGGAAAAACAUCCGCAUUAAGAGGUCAUGGCUUGAUAUUCUGUAUCCUCCGGCUCCCCCGCCAAAGCACUACGUUUCAGGGUUGAUAGUAGAUUGGGACGGCCUGUUUUGGGGGGAUCGUCCAAUCGAUACCUCUGCCGCACUGCAACUUGAUGCCAUCAUGUACCCCAAAGCUGUCGCAAUGUCGGCUUGGUCAUUUUGGAACGUCUUGUUCCAGCGUACCAAGAUGGAUAUCUCCAAAGCGCUGGGCCUCGAGACUGAGCCUCCAGCGCCGACCUGGCAGUCUGUGAUGCUGGAGAGAAGCAGAGAGGCAGAGAAAAGCAAGGGCAACCCCUCCUUUCCUGGCCCUGACUCUCGCCCAACUCAUGUCACCCCCCCUUCACAGCCACCCCCCAACGGGAAGGCGGCUCAAGACAACUCGUCCCAGUUCCCCGUCGACUUCGCAGGUCUUUUCCGGAAGCCCGAAGGCGAGGUACGGCUCUCUCCAAGUCUCCAGCACGCGCUACACGCUGCGUCUCUCACGCUGGCCAAACACCGGAAGCCCAUACAGCCACAACCUACCCGUGGCUGUGUCCGAGUCGACGGCCUAGUUGAGCUGUUGGGCCCCUCGGCCGUGAUGACGGUCGCCGUCGUCGGGUGGUUCGAUCCGCAACAGAAAAGGUUCGUCUCCACCAGUACGGAGGUGAAGCACGUCGUCAGGCUUAAGCAGCGGCCGCUUGGAGGCCCCUGA